UGGAUUUUUCUUUGACACUGCGAUAUUGUUGCAACUAACAGAAUGGGCCAUCGUACAAUGUUACUUGCCAUUGAUGGUGAAUUGGGCAAAGAUGACGUGGAGGCCCUUAAGUUUAUGUGCAGGGAUCUUCUUCCGCUCAAAAGGCUCAGUAAGGUUUCUUCAGGCAUUGAACUGUUUGAACUGCUGGAGAAAGAGGAUGUUCUAAAUAAAGAUGAUGUGUUUAUUGUUGCUGAACUUCUGUAUAGAAUCCAGCAAAUUGCAUUACUUAAGAAGAUCCCUAUAUCCAGAGAAGAGGUUGUGAGACAUUUACCACAGAAGGGGAGGGUGUCACAUUAUCGGCAACUGCUCUUUCAUCUGUCUGAGAACAUAACUAGAGAUGAUUUAAAAGCUGUAAAGUUUCUUUUACAAGAUCAGCUUCCCAAGUGUAAACUUGAGGAAAAUAUGACAAUGCUGGCUCUUCUGUUGGAAAUGGAGAAGCAAGAAAUGCUAACAGAAAACAAUUUGGAUACACUGCAGAAUGUGUGCCAAAUCAUCUCACAAGAUCUGGUUAAACAAAUUAACGAAUAUAAGUCGUCAUUGGUUACAGAAUUGCCACUUCCAAAACAGGAAUGCCAAAUUCAUGACAAUGAUGUUAAAAUGGUAGGACCGCAGAAGACUUGUGGGCCGCCAUGUGAAACUUCGUCUCAUGAAGAGUCAUCUGAGUUACUUUUACAAGGUGAGAAUCCUUCACUACAGAGUAGCGUUGGUGCAGAGACCAUUCCUGGCACAAUAGACCACAUGGUGACUCCAGCUUACAGAAUGAACAACACUACUCGGGGCUACUGUGUUAUUAUAAACAAUUAUCAAUUUCAGAUGCCUUUACCACCUCGAAAAGGAUCAGACACAGAUGCUGACAAUUUGAACCGUGUCUUUACAUGGCUGGGCUUUGAGGUAUUGGUGUACCGAGACAAGACUAAAGCAGGCAUUCUGACCAUCAUGAGAGAAAUGAAGAUGAAAGAUCAUAGUCUAAGAGACUGCUUUGUCUGCUGCGUUUUGACACAUGGAGAGGAUGGUAGUGUUUAUGGAACAGACGCACAGCUGGUUUCCAUUCGAGAAAUUACUGCUUUCUUUACCUGUUCUGAAUGCCAGACUCUUACUGACAAGCCAAAAUUGUUUUUUAUUCAGGCCUGCCAAGGCAAGGAGUCACAGCAGGCAUGCUUUCUCCAAGCAGAUGCAAGGAGUUCAACCACACAUACAAAUGAGGUCAAAAGUAUAAUUCCAAAUGAAGGGGAUUUUCUUGUUGGAAUGGCAACAGUGCCUGGUUAUUUGUCUUAUAGACAUAUUUGGAAUGGUACCUGGUAUAUCCAAGCACUCUGCAGACACCUACGGAUGUGUGUCCCACAGGGUGAAGAUAUAUUAAGUAUCCUUACAAAAGUGAACAGUGAAGUGAGUGGAAAACUAGCCUUCGGAGUGAACACACAGAUGCCAGAGCCAAGGUUUACACUGCGAAAACGCUUAAUAUUUCCUAUUCCAGGAAGUGUACUGGCAGAGUUUGAACCCACUGCUGGAGCUAUGCCUGAUGCAAAUCCAUAACUUGUUUGUAGUGGAAGGGACUGCAACAUGUCUCAGCUGCUUUUAUAAUAUUUAUGUGGAUACUUAAGUGGAUAAAACAUGGCUGAAUAUUAAGAGCACAAGUCCUGUUGUGCUAAGAAUGUACUUCCCUUUAAAAAGUCAGAUUUCAUUUGACAAUACUCUUCUACGAGUAGACUUCACAUCAGCAGUAAAAUGUUCCUGUGUAGGCAUGUAUGAAAUUGGAGAUUCCGAUCACAGUUUUUGAAGGCAUCAGACAAAAAAAAUUCUGCAUAAACUGUAGGUAACACUGUGGCCAAGUAUCUCCUGACCAGACCAGACUCAACACUAGCAGUUAAAAUAAUUUGAAUGUUUACAGGAAUUUAUUUUUUUUAACUGAGAUUUAGUCCUUUGAAAACAAACAAAAAAAUGUGUUCAGCCUAACUUCAGCUCAUAUGUUGCCUAUAGCCUUUGAUUCCAUUGACUGCUAUGAAGUGUUAUUAUUGGUAUCACUAUUUAAAGCCUUACAAUUCAAGAAUUUGUUUAAUGAACAACAUCCUAUAUUUGUUUGAAUGCACACUUUUUUGCACCGUUGACACUAGCUACUCCAGUGCAGGGCUUCUUAACCUAUUAGGGCCUAGGGAUAUGUAAAAGCUGUGAAGAAAUUCACCCCUACCCAGACAGUUACACAAAAAACACUGUAAGGAUGUAGAAUAGUUUGUGUGAGGAUAAUUAAUAAGUGCCAGGACUUCAGCCCAUUAUCAUAUCCACUUUAAACUCCUAGACACUGUCUUAAGAUGUCGUAUCAGUCUAUUUCAGACUUAAAAGAUCAUCUGCAUCAUGGCAAAAUAAAAUGUGACAUCUGCAUUCUAUUCCACCUUUAAUUUCUUAAAGUUUACAGGUGGCUAGAUGCAGAUCUGCUCAUAUUUUCACAUAAAAUUAUGACUUCAUGUGAAAAUAGGAGUGUAAAACAAAUGGAGCCUCACAGCCAGUCCUCUUGCCUAUCUCUGGAGUGUGGCUGUGAUGGGUGUUACUCAGUAACAUCAAGUCAGUGGUAGAAGCUGCCUGUCUCAACUUCCAUAACAUGUACAACAUCAUUAAAGGCAUUGUAGCAUACAUACCCAUUUCUCCUAACACAGCACGUAUACUGUUAAAAGGGGGAAUGGUACAUAUUUGUAUUAAUCAUGCUUCCAUUUUGUCUGCACUUUUAUGAUAUGAAUGCUUGAACACACGUAACAUACUGGCAGGCAAACUUCUUUGAUGUCUGCAGCUUUAGCCAUUUAAUAUUAAUGUUGCUUGGGGGCCUGUUCUUUGACUUUGUGUUUUUUUUUUUUUUAAACAUAGUAACUGCUGGAUAGAAUAAUACUUCUACCUCUGACCUCAUGUCAUCACAUUGCUAGACGUGAUGAUGCAGGUCUCAUCAAUUGAGCAACUGGUAGAGGAAAUAAAUGCAUUUUUAUGAAGUCUCUAAAUUUCCUGGUGGUUAUUUCAAAUUGGAGCAGCAGACCAGUGAUUUUCCAAGAGGAGCACCAGUGCAGUGGCUUUGCUGCGUAAGAUGUUCCCUGCA
Molecule: messenger RNA, 3115 nt
Organism: Protopterus annectens (West African lungfish)
Lineage: Eukaryota; Metazoa; Chordata; Ceratodontiformes; Protopteridae
Product: caspase-8-like
Exons: 9
Coding region: 43-1572 (509 amino acids)
Biological process (GO): negative regulation of extrinsic apoptotic signaling pathway via death domain receptors; proteolysis
Molecular function (GO): protein binding; cysteine-type endopeptidase activity
Source: RefSeq, a predicted model, not a curated record